AUGAAUCGAAUAAUGUUAAUAUUGCUGGCAUUGGCUCUAGUUGCUGUCGUACAGCCAAAUUGCAUUAAACCUCCAAAAAUAACUACGACAACGAAGACACCAACAACUUGCACAGAUACAACAACAGAGGCACCGUCACCGUGCACCGAUGGGACAACAACCAAACCGACAACAACCAAACCGACAACAACCAAACCGACAACAACCAAACCCAGCACAAAACCAACGGAACAACCAAGUUGCACAGAUCAACCCGAUCCUUCCUCGGAUGACUUUAGUUAUGCUGAAAGUGAAGCCGAAAGUAUAUCUUCAAGCAAAGGUGGUACAGCUUCAGCACUUUCUUUAGCGCAAAGCAAAGCUACUGGCAAAGGGAAGAGCUCUGCAUUAAGCGCUGCAUUGGCUUUCAGUGACAGUUCAAAUGAUUAA
Molecule: messenger RNA, 426 nt
Organism: Papilio xuthus (Asian swallowtail)
Lineage: Eukaryota; Metazoa; Arthropoda; Insecta; Lepidoptera; Papilionidae
Product: integumentary mucin C.1-like
Exons: 3
Coding region: 1-426 (141 amino acids)
Source: RefSeq, a predicted model, not a curated record